Olea europaea var. sylvestris is the source of this 864-nucleotide messenger RNA. RefSeq names its product NAC domain-containing protein 17-like. The transcript has 2 exons. Lineage: Eukaryota; Viridiplantae; Streptophyta; Magnoliopsida; Lamiales; Oleaceae. The coding region runs from base 81 to 647 and encodes 188 amino acids. The record is from RefSeq and is a predicted model, not a curated record.
GGUUGAGUGAGCUUGACCUUUAUCAAGAUGCAGCCACGUUCCUUCAAGAGACUGAAUGGGAGCAGAUUUCUCGACCAUAUAUGAAUAAUUUAGAGAAUGAAUUCAUAAACCCAAAUUUGAAUUCUGGUCUAAACAACAAUCUUGUGAAUGAAUCGGUGAAUUACCAGGUGCUCGAGUCCCCUUUAAAUGAAGUCAUUUGUCAGCCGUGGAUGCAUGAGCAAGGAUGCAGCCAUUUUUCUGCUAUGGAAGCAAAUCUGAGGGUCAUUCCUUCACCUACUUCAGGUGUGGUACAUUAUAGUAAUUCUUUCAAUCAUUCUACCGAAGCAAAUCAAAAUCAAAGUGGCGAACAAGAUGACGGUACAAACUCGUGGUUCUCUUCUGCUCUUUGGGACUUCGUGGAUUCUAUACCUACGACUCCUGCUUCAGCUUCUGAAAGUGCUUUGGUAAAUAAGGCUUUUGAGCGAAUUUCUAGCUUCCGUAGGAUAAGGUUGAACGCUGGAAACGCUAACGUUGCUACAGGUAAUAAUACCUCUGCAACUUCAAGAAGCUCAAGCAAACCGAUAAGUAUUUUGUGUUUUUCUUUGCUUGGAGUAUUAUGCGCCAUCUUAUGGGUGCUGAUUGGAACAUCUGUAAGAAUAAAUGGUUGAUAUGUAGCUAUCUAUACUUAUAUGUAAAUACUAAGUUUUGAUUUGGUACUUCAUUAGUAUCAAAAUAAUGACCAGUCAAUCGCCUAAAUGCAUUGGCGGUGACUAAAUUUUUAGCAAAAUUUCAUGUUAAUUUCAUUUUGUUUUAAGUUGGUCAUUGAACUUAAGUUUUGUUAUGUCGAUUGAAUUGACUAAUGGAAAAGGUGAUGUGGCAGUCUAA